AUGAGUUGGUUCAACGCGUCUCACCUGUCCACCUUUGCCAAGCAAGCUUUAACGCAAGCUCAGAAGUCCAUCGACCGCGUUUUGGACAUCAAAGAAGAGGACCAAUGGGCGGACACAACUGUAAUGCCCUACAAUGAUGUCACAUUACCGGGAAAGCUUUCCCUGAGUGGAGGAUGGGGGAUGACACAGUGGGAAGCGCCCAUAGAAGAGAAGACCACCACUCCUCCUCCUUCCUCAGAGGCUAUCACUACUCCUGUCACUCGUACUGUUGUGGAUGAAUCCGAAAACUUUUUCAGUGCCUUUCUGUCUCCUGGAGAUGUACCUGCUGUCCCCAAAGCCCCGGUGGUGUCGGUCCCCCCCACGAAAUCGCAAAGGCGGCCUCAAGAGAAGGAGAAGAAAAUCAACGAGGCUGUGGUCCAAAAGGAUGUAGAGCUUCAGAGACCUGCCGACCAGAGUCACGACGAUGAGACAACUGCUGAUGACCAGCCUGCAGAGGCUGAGUCCUCACCAGCAGCCCCGUGUCCAGAAACCAUCCUCCUUCAGCCAGUGUCUCCCUCUUCUCCCGCUGACCCUCCAACUAGAUUGGAUGGUACAACGAAGAGCGAGGCGACAGAUGCUGAUGCCACCAUUUCUGCGGACCCAGAAGCAGAGCAGCCAGAGACGCCAUCAGAACCUCAGACAGCGCAGGAUUCACCAGAUUCUCCAGAUUCUCCUGAACAUCCACCUCCUGCUCCAAAGACCGCCGCUCCCCCCGACCCUCCACCCACCACAUCCUCUAAGGUUGUACUCCUUGAGCAUAAAGACUCAAAGGUGGAGGAUCGUCAGAAUGACACCCCUUCACCUCCAGUCAGCGCUUUCUCCUCAGGAACCUCCACCACUAGUGACAUUGAAGUGCUUGACCACGAGAGUGUGUUGAGUGAGAGCUCAGCCAGCUCUAGACAAGAAACUGGGGAGGGCAAGACUGGCCUUCACCUAAUGCAGGGCUCCUUCCAGCUCCUCACUGCCUCCACCUGUGCAGAUUUUGCCCGACUAGAGGAUUACCCCAAGCUCACUGAGAGCUGCGGUUCCUCCUCAGAUGCGUUUGAGCGCAUCGAUUCAUUCAGCGUCCAGUCACUGGACAGCCGGAGCGUCAGCGAGGUCAACUCAGACGACGAGAUCCCCGGAAGCCGGACCCUCGCUUCCGUCACCGCUGGACCCGCCCCUUUGACAGCGCCGUGCCAGAAACAGGAAGAUGAUGCUGUGGAGAAGGCAUGUGAGGAGGAGGAGGUUGAAGACGAGGGAUGCUCAGAAACAACCAGGGAGCAGUCGCUGGAUGAGAUGGAGGAGAGUGGACGGAGCGCGACGCCCGUGAAUAGCGAGCAGCCGGAGGAUUUGACAGAGCAGGAGUCUGACUUGAACGUCGCAGUAUUUGAUCCUGUCUCCAACGCUGGUGAACCCACCACACCACCAAUCACUGAGGAGAUGAAGAGUGUGUCCACUGUGCAAAUAUUGAAGCUUCAGAAGGCUAUUGAUGAGCUCUCAGGUCGCCUGGAGAAGAGAGAGUCACAGCUGCUCUCUGUGAGCAAAGACAAGGCCAAGCUGGAGGAAGAGUGCGACAACCUGAAAGAUGAAGUGAUAAGUUUGAAGGAAGAGAGCUCCACUGUCCAGUCCCUGAAGGAUGAGUUCACCCAGCGCAUAGCCGAUGCAGAAAGGAAAGCUCAGCUGGCCUGUAAAGAGAGAGACAUAGCCAAGAAGGAGAUAAAAGGCUUACGCGAGGAGCUUUCUACAAGGCUGAACGCCAGUGAUACGAUGGAGAUCAUCAAAGAGAAGGAGGAGCAGAUCAGAGGCCUGCUGGAAGAGGGUGAGAAGUUGUCCAAGCAACAACUGCAGCAGAGCAACAUCAUUAAAAAACUUCGUGCGAAGGAGAAGGACACCGACAUGAGAACCACCAAGCAGCAGAAGAAGAUCAAGGAGCAGGAGGAGGAGCUGAAGCACCUGCAGCAGGUUCUGGAUGGGAAGGAGGAGGUGGAGAAACAGCACCGGGAGAACAUAAAGAGGCUGAACACGAUGGUGGAGCGACAGGAGAAGGAGCUCAGCAGGCUGCAGUUGGAGUCUGAGGAGCAGCAGGAGAAAGGCCGGAGCCUGCAGGCCGCUCUGGACAACUCCUACAAGGAACUAGCAGAGCUUCACAAAGUCAAUGCCAGCAGAGCCAGUGAGGCUGAAGAAGCAGCUCUGAGCAGGGAAAUACAGGCCAAAGAACAGCUGAGUCUGACUCUGGAGAAGGCUCAGGAGGAGGCCAGGAUUCAGCAGGAAGUACUGGCUAACCAGGUGGCUGAUCUCAGGCUGGCUCUGCAGAGAGCCGAACAGCAGCAGGCGAGGAAAGAAGAUUAUUUAAGGGAGGAGAUCAGCGAGCUUCAGCAGAGACUUCAAGAUGCAGAGACCAGAAACCAGGAGCUCAGCCAGAGUGUGACCUCCGCCACACGGCCGUUACUGCGGCAAAUUGAAAACCUACAGGCCUCGCUGGGUGGACAAACGGCAUCCUGGGAAAAGCUGGAGAAAAGCAUCUCUGACAGGCUCACCGAUGCCCAGGCGCAGCUGGCCGUCGCUGUGGAGAAGGAGCGAUCGGCAGCGGAAGAACUUCUUUCCAUCAAGUCACAGCUGGCCUCUCUGGAAUCCCAGAAUUCCACGCUGCGCCAAGAAAAAGCCCGACUCCUGGCUCAGUUGGAAACUGAGAGGAACAAGAGGGAGAAACUGGAGGACGACAGCAGCCGGGAACACGUGGAGUUGGAAAAUCUGCGAGGGGAACACACUCGACUACUCGAGGAGGCCAAAAAAGAAAAGCUGUUGCUAACCAACCAGCUGGAGAUGGAAAAGAUGAAGGUGGAGCAAGAGAAGAAGAAGUGCUACCUGGCGCAAGAAGCACUCAAAGAAAAGGAGCGGAAGACCAUGAGUCAUUCUGUCGGAGAGCCUCCGGCGUCCUCCACCCCCUCUCUGUCUCGCUCCAGCUCCAUCAGCGGGGCGGAUAACGCCGGUCUGCACACCUCCAUGCUUUCCCAGGAUGAGUCUAUAGACCAGUCUCUGGGCAACAUGACCAUGUCCAUGUCAAUGAGCGGCACCAACCUGUACGAGGCGGCCCGGCUGUCUGGAGGCUCCAGCAUCAUAGAAAACCUCCAGUCUCAACUCAAGCUGAGAGAAGGAGAGAUAGCACAGCUGCAGCUUGAGAUCUCCACCCUGGAAAGGAGCCGCUCCGUCAUGGCGGAGGAGCUGGUCCGACUCACAAAUCUGAACGACGAGAUGGAGGAGAAGGUGAAGGACAUCCCCAAGCUCAAAGUUCAACUCAAGGACCUGGAGCAGAGGCACAACACCAUCCUGCAGAUGUACGGAGAAAAGGCGGAGGAAGCAGAGGAGCUGAGGCUGGACCUGGAGGACGUGAAGAACAUGUACAAAACUCAGAUUGAUGAAUUGCUGCAGAACCAGAAAUAAACCAGUUUUGCUCUUCUGGGGCACGAAUCAGUUUUACACCUUAGUCACAAGAGAAUCAGAAAAUUUAGGUUUAAUCACUGUGUCACCUGAAAAUUCAUUCAUCUUUUUUUAUUUCACCCGAUCAAAUAGUUGUUUUAGUUUAAUUAAUGAACCUUUAUUGAAAUGGGGAUGUUGGGAGUCUGCUCCUCCGUGCAUUCACCAGGGCUUGUAUGAAGGACAGCCGCAGUGUGAGAUUCACUCAUUCAUAUCAAAUCUUUGGGGCUCCAUUGGA
This is a messenger RNA of Salarias fasciatus (jewelled blenny), 3733 nucleotides long. RefSeq names its product TATA element modulatory factor 1 (gene tmf1). The transcript has 17 exons. NCBI's taxonomy places the organism in Eukaryota, Metazoa, Chordata, Actinopteri, Blenniiformes, Blenniidae. The record is from RefSeq and is a predicted model, not a curated record. The coding region runs from base 1 to 3462 and encodes 1153 amino acids. Gene Ontology annotation, cellular component: Golgi apparatus; endoplasmic reticulum.